GGGAUUAGGGAGUAGGGACCAUGGGGAGUCAGGGAGACAAUAAUGAAAACAAUGGCAACUCACGAUAAUAAAAGGACAGAAACAAGGGCAAAACCAUAACCCACAUGGCACCCCCAUCAUAAUAAUACUAAUUUAACAUUAUUAUUACACAUUAUUUUGUGUGCAUUGCCGUCAGGUCAGUUUUCACAGACCUUACAAAGGUCAUCCACCACUCUCCCCUUCCCUCCCUUUCUUCUUUCUUCUCCUUCUUCUCUCUCCCUCUCCAUCCUUCUUUCACACUCCAACGCUGUCACCAUUAACAAUGGAACUCCCCAAACCAACCCCAACCAAAGAUGUUCUAGAACCUUCCAACCCAACAAGCAGCAGCAACAAUAACGCUGAAGAAUCCUUCACUUCCGUCUUCGACGACGCCUACGACAGCAACUGCUCAACCCCAUACGUCAGCGCACCCUCCAGCCCGUUACACUUCGCGAUAACCGCCGCUUCCUCCUCCUACCAAGCAAACCACUCCUCCUCCUCGUCUUCGGUUCCAAUGGGCUACGAGUUCGAGUUCUCCGCCCAUUUCGGGUCCUCCGGUCCAACCGGGCCCGGUUCGAUGAGCUCGGCAGACGAGCUCUUCCUGAACGGCCAGAUCCGGCCUAUGAAACUCUCCUGCCACCUGGAACGCCCUCAGGUCCUCGCUCCCUUGCUGGAUCUGGACGAAGAAGAAGAGAACGAAGAAAAUAGCGAUGAAGUUGCAGAAGCUAAACUUGUUGUUGUUCGAGGAAGGGAUCUGAGGCUUCGCGAUAAGUCCCUUCGGAGAAGGACCAGAUCCAUGUCACCUCUUAGAAGCAACGCGCACAUGGAGUGGGCCGAGAUCGAGGAGGAUAACGGCCCAUCAGAGCCCGAGAAGAGCCCAAGGAGAAACCAGAACAACAAUGAAAAUAUUAACCAAGAUAGUAACGGUUCGUUAGAAACAGAGAGCAACAACAUGGAGGGUUCCGGUUCGGGUUCUGGUUUGGAGGCGACACCUUCGGUUUCAGGGUCGGGUUUAGGUUCGGGAUCGUCUUCAAGAUCGUCGUCUGCGGGAAGGAGCUCGAAGCGGUGGGUUUUCCUGAAGGACUUUCUGAGGAGCAAGAGUGAGGGAAGGAGUAACAAUAAGUUCUGGUCUACCAUAACAUUCUCUCCUACAAAGGAAAAGAAACCGAACCUCUCCAACAACGGUAAUAAUAGUAGUAGUAGCGAGACGCAGAGGUCUUGGGCCAAGAGAGUGACUGGGAAGCCCACGAACGGCGUCGUUGGGAAGAGGCGGGUGCCGCCUUCGCCGCACGAGUUGCACUAUAAAGCCAACAGAGCCCAGGCUGAAGAGUUGAGGAAAAAGACCUUUUUGCCCUACCGCCAGGGCCUUCUUGGGUGCUUGGGUUUUAGUUCUAAGGGGUAUGGAGCCAUGAAUGGCUUCGCUAGAGCCUUAAACCCUGUUUCCUCCCGGUAAAAUUUAGAAACCUAAACAAACCUCCAUGUUUGUUGGCUUGGGUUUUUUCCCCAUAAAUUGUACAGAUUAUUAUUACUACUAUUAUUAUUAUUACUAUCUUUAUUAUUAUUAUUAUUAUUAUUAUUAUUAUUAUUAUGAAGAUCAUUUUGGAAUAGAAUAGCUCAGAUUUGUUGGGCUAUGCUGUCUGUAUCAUAGGGUAGGAACCUAUCCAGGGAGUUGGUGAAAAAGAAGAAACUGAAGCAUGGAGGUUUCUUGAUUCGCCAUCUUUACUUGUAGAUGAGGGUGACGCUGAUUAAAUUAUGUAUAAUAUACUGUGUAUUGUAUUUACUAUAUACACAGUUUCUAUGCAGUGACUCAAGUUUAUAUAUUAUUCACACA
Molecule: messenger RNA, 1849 nt
Organism: Arachis duranensis
Lineage: Eukaryota; Viridiplantae; Streptophyta; Magnoliopsida; Fabales; Fabaceae
Exons: 1
Coding region: 302-1471 (389 amino acids)
Source: RefSeq, a predicted model, not a curated record